Solanum tuberosum (potato) is the source of this 1546-nucleotide messenger RNA. RefSeq lists its product as uncharacterized. The record is from RefSeq and is a predicted model, not a curated record. Gene Ontology annotation, molecular function: sequence-specific DNA binding; DNA-binding transcription factor activity. Gene Ontology annotation, biological process: regulation of DNA-templated transcription. NCBI's taxonomy places the organism in Eukaryota, Viridiplantae, Streptophyta, Magnoliopsida, Solanales, Solanaceae. The transcript has 7 exons. Gene Ontology annotation, cellular component: nucleus. The coding region runs from base 41 to 1303 and encodes 420 amino acids.
UCUCCUCUUCCCUCAACACUCUCUUCUUCGAUUCUACCCUAUGAACACUGAUUUUACAUGCCAAACGACGCCGUCAUGCACGGCGGCCGAGAAAUUUUCCGGCGAACUGGUGGAAUGCGAGUGGGUAGCAGCGGAGGCGUUAACUUAUUUGUCUGAUCCAGUGGCUCGAGAUCAUACCGCCGGUGAAAUUGAAUUCUCCGUAGACGCCGACGAUGCUCGUAUUACUGAGCAAGGAAUAGCCAUAAAGUUUGAAGAUGAGCAAGAAGUAGCUAUUCAGGCUGGAUAUGAAUCUGAACUCAAAACAAGUAUUGUAUGUGAUUUAAAUUAUCCACCGCCAGUUACCAGAAGAACAUCGCGGCAGGAAUUGACUGAGGCAGAGAAGGAAGAACGAAGGAUGCGCCGUGUAUUAGCUAACAGAGAAUCUGCCAAGCGGACAAUUCAUCGUAGACAGGCAAUGCGAGAGGAAAUGAGAAGAAAAGCAGAUGAUCUAGCACUGGAGAAUGAAAAUUUGAAAAAGAUUAAAGAACUUGCUGCUGCAGAAUACAAAUCGUUGAAGAACAAAAACAGUAACUUGAGAAUGCAGCUAGCUAAAAAUGUAAAGACUGAAGUAGAGGAAACAGAUGAUGAUUGUAAGUCUACUCUUGUGGAAACUCUUACUUCAGCUACAUCCACAACUUCUCUGCAUAACCAAGUGCCUCUCGUUCUGUCUACCGUUCUUCCGUGUUUUGACGGUCUCAUAUUACAAAGUGGUACCCAAAGUAUAGAGGAGUCCGUGAUGAUGAACGCCGCUCCAGAGACUCCUCUAUAUAUAGUUUCCUUUCCUUGGCAGAUGCAAUUCCAUGCCCAAAGUUAUCCACUUCAUUCAUGGACGACCUCAUAUCCUAACGAUCAACACAAGACUUCCUCAGUUCAUGAAUGUAGUACUUCAACUCCGAAAACAACGAUCAACAUGGAAAAUCACCUAAACGCAACUCCUCCGAAAGUUGAAACAGAAACUCCUGAUUCAAUAGAUACUUUGCCUAUAGACUUCCUUCACUGCAACACCAGCAGGGAUUUUCGACUAGAUGAAAUCGGACAACUAUCAGGAUUUCGUUCUACUUCAAGUCCUUUGGUACUACCACCAGUUAUUGCUAGACAAAAUGAGAUCAUUCAACAACAUAUAUAUACUCCUGAUUUCAAAGUUACUUAUUCUGAUGUUGGGCAUGUAGCAGGUGCCUCUACAGAAAUGCAUCAAGAACAUGUUACAUGUUCUAACAACGCGUCUGCAGAGGCUAGUAGGAAGUGGAAGGCGCUUAUGAAAUGAAAAGUCAAAUGUUGCUAUCAGUAUGAUUUGUCUGCCUGUCAUGCCGAAGACAUGAGAUUAGAACCAAAAGGAAAGAGUAACUUUUUGAAUUUUGAGUUUGUUAUGAUCGUCAAUAGAUAUGUAUAACUUACUACGUAUACGUUCUUUAACAUACGUUAUGUACUUUGCUUCUAUGAGUUUGUGAAAGAUUAAUGAAUAAAUAACGAGAAACGGAAUGAACCGUGCUCAAGUACUACUUUUCAA